AAAAACAGUUCCUUGUUACUAUUAUCUCUUCUUCACCAAAAACCACUCCCUCCUCUGCCAAAAACAGAAAAAAAAACCCCUACAAACCAAACCCAACUCACCUUACUGAUCCAACCAAUACCCUUCACCUCCAUCUCCGCUGCUGCUUCACACUGUUUUCCACCGGACUUAAACGCCGCCGCAUAACCGCCGGAAAACAGAGCUUAUGACACCGGAAAACUCAUGUAUUUACAGUUUCAACUAAACUGGGGAAUAGAACGAGUAAGGUGUUAAUAGGGUUUAAAUUUUUUCUGCAUUCUCCAUGAAAUCAAGGAAGCUGAGUUGGGGUUUUUGAGAUGGGAAGUUGCUCUGAUGACCCUAACAUUGAUAAUGGCAGUAUUAUUGAUGCUUCAGUUGGGAGUUUAGUUUGGGUUCGUCGGCGAAACGGGUCCUGGUGGCCAGGUCGGAUUAUGGGCCUCAAUGAAAUUUCGGAUGGUAGUUUGGUUUCCCCGCGAUCAGGCACUCCUGUUAAACUUUUGGGCCGCGAGGAUGCUAGUGUGGACUGGUAUAAUCUUGAAAAAUCAAAGAGGGUGAAGGCAUUUCGAUGCGGGGAAUAUGAUGAAUGCAUAGAGAAGGCGAAGGCAAAUGCAGCAAAUGGUAAUAAGAGAGCAGUGAAAUAUGCUCGAAGGGAAGAUGCCAUUCUUCAUGCUUUGGAAUUAGAGAAUAUUCGCUUAGGGAAGGAUCAUGUCUUCAUUCCUAGAAACAAGAACUCAGGUGGUGCGCUUGGUUCUUCAGUUAAAGAGUCACCUGGGAUGACUAACUCUGUUGAAGAAGACGUGGGUAUAACUGAUGAAGAAGAAGAUGAUGAAGAAAGAGCAAGUGAUUCUAAAGAAGACUCAGAUUCAGUCACAGAUUCUGAUUCUGGUUCAGAUUCAGAUUCAGACGAUGAGUCAGAUUCAGAUUCUGAUUCAGACGAUGAGUCAGAUUCAGAUUCAGAUGAUGAAUCUGAUUCCAGUUCAGGCCCAGAAUUAUCCCAAUCUGGUAUAUCUUUUGAAGAGCCAAAUAAUUUUGUUGUUUGUAAGAUGCAAUCUGUACAGGGAAAGAGGAGAAGAACACCAAAUGAUUCAGAAGAUGAUGGAACAGAAGGAAUUAAGCGAAUGCGAGGACUUGAGGACCUUGGAAUGGUUGUAGGAGACUCAAAUGCUGGGAACUGCUUUUCAAAUGGCAGCCCUUCAAAUGGUUGCAAAGUUUACAGCUCAUCCAUGAAAAGAAGGAGAUCUCAAGUAGCUAAUGUUCAUGAGUUUUUGAAAAGAAAAAAUCGACACCGACCGUUGACAAAGGUCUUGGAGAGUACUGCAAUGGUAUCUGUUCCGGUUAUUUGUGAUCAAGUUCCCAACUUAAGUGAUUCACCUCUUCAUGGAUUAUCUGAAAGCAAGAUAUCAGGAAUAGAUUCUAAUGAGUCUAAGAAAAGCUUUUCUGUAGCAGCUAAUAAUAACUCAGACAGUACAGGGGUUUCAUGCGAGAAUAGUGUAUCUCUCAAUCCUUCUGAACAUGCUCAUGAUGCUUCCCAAGUAAAUUGCAAGCUGAAGGAGAAUGGUAUUUCUGGGGUAUCAGGGCUUGCUGAGAAUGAUUCUUCUGAUAGGUUAUUUGACGUGCCAUUUGUUGGAGAGGAAAAACAUUCUGCAGGAAGGAAUCAAGUUGGUGGACUGGGAAGGCAAUCUAGUCAAAGUAGUCAAGCAGAAGCGCUACCUCUGAAAAAUGAGGGAUUCAAUGAAGCAGGUUCUACCAGUUCAGCAGCCACUCAUUUUAAUAGUUUCAGCCCAAGGACGGAUAAAGAUGCUUCAAAGUGGCAGUUGAAAAGAAAGAGGAAUUCGAGACAUACCAGUAAAAUUAGGAAACAAGAGAAGAGAAAAUAUUUGUCCAUGAAUGGUAAAUCUGAUGCUUAUUUAGCAGGUUUAGAGCAUUGUGAUGGAUUCUUUCCGAGGCCUGACCAGAAAGUAGAUUUUGAUGGGACCAGGAGGCCCCUUGCUUCAUACAAACGCAACCUGGAAGGAAAAUCGAGACUGCUUGCUGGUAACCAUGUCGACAGUGUUCCCCAUUGGAGCAAAUCUUUCUCUCAUAGGGAAAAUCAUUUGAGAGGAGCCAUGAUGGAGGUGUCCUUGCCUCCUCAAAGGUUGCUUCCCUAUCGUCAGUCACGCUUUACAGUUAACUCAAGAUAUCCGAUAUCAGAUUAUCCUGGCAGAACUGUUACGGGUUCUAAGUUGUAUGAUGUCAAGCUUGAUGUAAAAGCAAACUACCAGCCGCAGAAUGUUCCGCUGGUCUCCCUUAUGAGUAAAUUGAAUGGCAAAGCCAUUAUUGGCCGCCCUCUCACGAUUGAACAGCUAGUCGAUGGAUCUAGUGAUGAUAUCGUCGGUAGUAUUGAAUGCGAUCCAACUUAUGUAUAUGCUGCAGAAGCUCCCCAACUGGGUCACACAGCUAUACGGAAUUUGGGACCUGGCAGGAUUCUACCCAAGCAUAAGACAUCACAGGCACGUUUGUCACCAAGUAAAUCGCCUAGAAGGAAAAGUGGGAUAUUGUCUAAAAAGAUUCGGAAGUUAUCGUCCUUGACCGGGAACAAAGAGGUAUGUAGGAAGCCAGUGACGGAGAAACCCAAGGGUCCGGUUAUAGCCUGCAUCCCUCUCAAAGUAGUGUUCAGCAGGAUAAACGAGGCAGUGAAUGGCACCGCGCGACAGACACAUCGUGCCGCCUUAACGUCAAGCAACUCGUGAGUUGGUUCCUCUGGAAAAGUUGCAGACAGUGGAAUUCUACCCAUGAAUUUAGUGAUUGGGAAUCUUUUUUCCGAGGUGCGUGCUCUGCUCCUUACUCUUGCCUGAAGGUAGAAUCUUUCUGUUCAAUUCCGUGACUGAUUCGUCGUAAUAGAAAAGGAUUUCUAGGAGGGGGAAACAGAAAGAAGAAAGAAAGGAUGGAAUUGAGACAGGCUUUGGGUAUCUGUAUAUAUGUAACAUUAGUUGAGGUGUAAAGAUGGUGAUUUGGUAUUUAGGUAUUUGUUUUGCUUCUUGAUAUUAGGUUUAAUUUUAAAGGUUGGUUAAGGCGGGGAAGGUGCUAAUAACUUGAAAUUUUCAGUGACUGGUUUGGCAUCAUGAUUCAGUAAAUUUUAAUGCAAGCCACCUUUUUUGUCA
Messenger RNA from Mercurialis annua (annual mercury), 3158 nucleotides. RefSeq lists its product as uncharacterized. NCBI's taxonomy places the organism in Eukaryota, Viridiplantae, Streptophyta, Magnoliopsida, Malpighiales, Euphorbiaceae. The transcript has 5 exons. The record is from RefSeq and is a predicted model, not a curated record. The coding region runs from base 336 to 2747 and encodes 803 amino acids.